UCAUCGUGACUCUGCCAGCAGAAGCCAAGUCAAUUCGCCAAAUUGUUUAUUACAACAUUUUCACUUUGUGCUGCAUCGUAUCAACAUUUCUUUACACUCAAUUCACCUAAAAGAAAAUUCCUCUCAAUUUCCUUCCCUGUUUAUCUUAUAAAGAAAAGUGUCUGUGAGAAGAAAAUUCUUCGCAUAGUGUAAAGAUUUGUUGGCAAAAAAGACAAGUCAAUCGGAGACGACGCUACGGCUACCGGGAGUGCGAGUAAAGUGUAGAAGAUGGAUGACGACGGAAGCCACAGAGUGGAGCUCUAUAUAUACGAUCUGACCCAGGGAAUGGCCUCAAUGAUGUCCGAAAUGAUCUUGGGACGGCACAUUGAAGGUGUCUGGCACACUGGAGUCGUUGUCUUCGGCAGGGAGUACUUCUUUGGUCAUCAAGGGAUUCAGAGUUGCCCACCGGGCGGAACCGUUUUGGGAACACCGCAGAAAGUGGAGAAAAUCGGUGAAACUUUCAUCCCAUUUCAAGUUUUCAAGGACUACGUACGUGGUUUAGCUGAAAGCACCUUCAGAGGUUCUUGCUACAACCUCCUCAAGCACAAUUGUAACACAUUUUCCAACGAAAUAACGCAAUUCCUCUGUGGCGUGUCAAUUCCCAAAUUCAUUUUGGACCUGCCACAGGAAUUCCUUGGAACACCCCUUGGGCAGACACUUGGUCCCCUAAUUGAGAGUAUUGGUGCAAGUGAGAAUAGCCAACAUUUCUCCUUUGAACCACGAAUAGCAGCCCGCGAAGCAAGUCCGGGCUUUGAUGAGCUUAACAGUGAGAUUGAGCAAGCACGUUUGCAGUCAAUUGCCCUGAACGAGCGUAGAAAUAACAUUAAGGAGAAAAUUGCAAAGAAGGAGCGGAAGAAAGAGAAGAAGAAGCGCAAGGCACAGGCUAACGGACAUUCAGAGAGUGACUACAGUUCAAAUACCGGCAUGUCUGAGGCGGAGGCUAACAACGGGGAGAUGAAUGGGACAGCGACAAAUGGUGAUGGAGCCAUCCCGUCUGAGAUGCUGCCAUCGGAGAAAGUCCUCGAAGAGGAGGCACGUGAGAAGGCAGAAGAGGAGGAAAGGAAGCGUCAGAGGGAUCCUCCAGUUGUCUUCAAUAACAUCGAUCCUAAAGCGGAACUGGAAGCACUCGUGAAGCUCCUGGAUGGAAAACUCUCGAAAGAGGAUGAGACUUCAAUUGAGGAGCUGCAUCAGUACCUUCUGGAGGGUGAAGGAUCAUGGGCCCUGAGUGAUGGCUUCUUGGUCUUUGCUGAGCGCGUUCUCCGCGAUCCAGCAAUUUCGACAGAAACACGCGUUCAUCUGCUGAGAGCUUUAGCCAAUGCUGCUCUCAAGGACGACGUGAUCCUUCUCCUCCAUCAAGACAGACGCGAUCACGUGCUCAUGAACUAUGCCCAAGAUAUUGAUCGUCUCUCACCUGAGGAGCAACAGGCAAUUGCGCUCUUUAUGUGCAACUUAUUUGAAAACUCCAGCUCUUCGGAGUGGCUACUCUACAUCUCUGAAUGGAACUACAAUACAACUCAAACAUCAAAUAUUCGUGCCUCCACAAAGGUAGCUGUUCACUGUCUCCUGGCCUCGUGUCCAACGCUUCAGGACUUGGGUACAGCCAUCAUACACAAUUUAGCAUGCAAGGAGGUAAAAACUGUGGUGUUUGAUGAUGUUGCUGUAGAGCUGGCAAUGGCUAUUCUUCAGUUCUUCAAUAACAAACCCAAUGAGGAGCAUUUAUUCAGAACAAUGAAGGCUCUCGCUCGUUUCGUCACGGUAUCUCCUGAUGUUCCGCAAUUGGUGCAAAUGAUUGGACCAAAUCCGUCCACCUUCAAGGGCACCAGUGAGCGUAUUGACCAACAAAUUGCACAAAUUGCAAAGAAAAUUCGCUAAAUAUACCUACAACACCCACACCACACACUUCCUAUUAUAAUAAUUCUAUUUAUUUUCAAUUAAUACAGCGUGCAAAAUACAACAAAUAAAAAGAAAAUCUUCCCACACAAAA
Molecule: messenger RNA, 2023 nt
Organism: Lutzomyia longipalpis
Lineage: Eukaryota; Metazoa; Arthropoda; Insecta; Diptera; Psychodidae
Exons: 8
Coding region: 268-1911 (547 amino acids)
Biological process (GO): protein modification by small protein removal
Molecular function (GO): peptidase activity
Source: RefSeq, a predicted model, not a curated record